Messenger RNA from Nylanderia fulva, 2250 nucleotides. Its product is annotated as peptidoglycan-recognition protein LC. Gene Ontology annotation, molecular function: zinc ion binding; N-acetylmuramoyl-L-alanine amidase activity. Gene Ontology annotation, biological process: peptidoglycan catabolic process. Lineage: Eukaryota; Metazoa; Arthropoda; Insecta; Hymenoptera; Formicidae. The record is from RefSeq and is a predicted model, not a curated record.
AGAAAGAGGCAGAGUGGGGCCAAUGAAUUUCCGAGGAUGUUCGACAGCGCAACAGCAUAUCAGUCUGUGACGCGUCGUAUCAACGGAAUGGAGAUGAUGCCGUCAUUAUUCUAAUAUUUUAAUUUCAACAAGCUAAUCAUCAGCCAGCGCUAAUGAGCAUCGAAACGUUUUAGGACCACAAUAUCUAUUCCUUUCGGUAAAAACGAACUGCGAAUACUACAUACAUGUAUAAAAUAAAGUUUCUCACUUUCUUGUGUUAUGGUAACUUAUAAUACGCAGUGCGACUUGCAACAGUGACGUAAAUUGCGCGUGACGUGGUAUCAUUCGCGUAUCGACAGGAAAAUCCACGGCGUUAUUAUAUAUAUAUUAACAUAAUUAGCGAGGACAUUGCGCGAUGAGAGGCUGUUGAGGGACGCGCUAUACCAGUUUUCGUGCUUCUUUUCUUCGUUUUGCUUUACAUAUUCUUACGACUUCUGCGAGACCGAGCAUUUCCAUCACCAAGACGCGUCGUCCUUCAGCAGUCGCAUGGCGUCAUCGUCCACAUUAAUAUCUCUCUGACAGUGUCGUAGGAUCAACGAAGAUAUAAAUACUACCGAUGGUAGUUCGAUCUAAGUGCACGUGAGUCCGGAUAAUAUUCUGUUCCUGCGAAACGGUGCAAAAACUCAGGGUUGAAUGAAGUUUACCUUUCUGCAUCUUCCACGACGAUGAUGUCUUAGAUGUCCUCAUAGAUUGAUGAUGGGCUUGGUGUUGACAAAGUGACCACCAUCAGCAGGAACGAUGAUUUGCCCGAGUGCAGGGGCAUGGUGACAUUGGUGCAACAGCAGCAGCAACAGACGUCCGACGAUAAUCAUCAAUAUCAGAAGGAACAGGAUCGCGCAAACGGUACUGUUGUAUCAGUCGAAAGUCAUCACGUAGUCGACAAGUUCCACGGCGAGGCUGCAGAGUCGGCGAGGGAAACCGCGGUAGUAGUUCCAAGGAAUGGCAGCGUUGGAGAUUCCUCUACGCAGUGCAGUGACGUAGAUGACGACGACGACGACGACGAUGAUGAGGAAGAGGAGACGGAGGUUGAACAGGGUGGUUGGAUGACGAAUCUGCCGAUAUCGUCGACCAUCGUUCAGCAGCAUCAAGCGGUCGCCACCGCGAAUGGCGACGUUGUCCUCCCGAAUGCUGAUCCGUCGAACUUCGGCGAUGUAUGCGUGAAGAACUCGACGAACGUGCAUCUAGGUAAUAAGACCUUCUACAAGGGUCCGGUUACCAUCAAGCAGUUCGUUUACACGAAUCCCACUUCGAUACAGGAGGUAGGCAAAUUCGAGGAUACUCGUGUCUCCGACGCCAACGUUUCGGACUUGUCGACGAACAAGGAUGACGGGGUCGCCGGCAAACCUAUUUUUUCACAAAAUACUGAAUUAAAUAAAGUGACGCAAUGGCUGUGGACGUGGAGAUGUGCGUUUUUAUCGUGCACUCUGGCCUUAAUAUUUCUAACUGCUAUAGUGAUCGCUAUUGUACAUUUCACUCGUCAUACGGAUACACCGCCUACGCCAGUUUUCCCGGAAAUUCCAGACUCAUCGCUCGAAGGUGUAACAGUACCUUCAGUACGUUUCGUCGAGAGAAACGAAUGGGGUGCGCAACCGCCCUCGGAACCUCUGACAAAAAUGAAGUUACCGGUACCAUACGUGAUUAUUAGCCAUACAGCCACGGACUUCUGCGACACGCAAUCGCAAUGUACAUUCCACGUGAGAUUUGCUCAGACUUUUCACAUCGAGUCUAGAAAAUGGUCGGACAUCGCUUAUAAUUUCCUCGUCGGAGGCGACGGCCUCGCAUAUGUCGGCAGAAGCUGGGAUUACGUCGGCGCUCAUUCCUUCGGUUUCAACAGCAAAAGCAUCGGCAUCUCCUUCAUCGGCACAUUCAACGCGGUCAUACCGCCAAAAGUGCAAUUGCAUGCUGCGCAAAAAAUUAUAGAACUCGGUGUCAAAGCUGGCAAAAUUGCGCCUGAUUAUAAAUUGUUAGGUCAUCGACAAGUUUCGAAAACUUUAAGUCCUGGAGAUGCUUUAUAUAGUAUAAUUAAGACAUGGCCACAUUGGUCACCUACUCCUUAACAUGAUAGCAUGAAAGUUAUUAUUGUUAAAGAAAAGAAAGAAACGUGAUUUUUUAAAAUAUACAAUUUUUUUUCUUUAAAUUACGUGUGACUGUCAUCUAUUCAUUUUUUACAAUUAUUCUGAUUAGUUUAGAAAAUAAUAAUUGACUCUGGAA